Molecule: messenger RNA, 5613 nt
Organism: Portunus trituberculatus (swimming crab)
Lineage: Eukaryota; Metazoa; Arthropoda; Malacostraca; Decapoda; Portunidae
Gene: MED14
Product: mediator of RNA polymerase II transcription subunit 14-like
Exons: 26
Coding region: 232-5343 (1703 amino acids)
Biological process (GO): regulation of transcription by RNA polymerase II
Cellular component (GO): mediator complex; core mediator complex
Molecular function (GO): transcription coregulator activity
Source: RefSeq, a predicted model, not a curated record
ACUCCUACCUGUGUUUUGCAGCUCCUCUGUGAUAAUGGGGCUGGGUCAGAUGUGAAGGGCCGUGUGAUGGUCUAGCCGUACCUCACAAUAAGCAGCACGUAGCUUGAGAUUGAUGGUGUAGCGGGAAAUUUAAAGAGGAGUCACUACCACCAUCACCAUGACCCCAACCCCAGCCCCCACCCCCCUGGAGAGUGGGAGUGGCGGGGCGCCCAUGGACUCCUUGGGUGGGGAAUGGGUGGCCAGCUGGGGACCAUUUCCCUUGGUGUACUCAUUCAAUACAUCAAUCAGCGCACAUACUCAGAUUUGCUUAACCUGGCGGAAAUCCUGCCAAGGAAGAGUGACAUGGAGAAGAAGGUUGACAUCGUCCAGUAUGCCCAGCAGACACGGCAACUUUAUGUUCGGCUCCUUGCCCUUGUUAAAUGGGCGGCCAGUGCCUCAAAGGUGGACAAGUGCUGUCACAUAAUGGCAUUAUUGGAGAAACAAAACAGCCUCUUCACGGACACAGCCGACAAGCUUUACCACAUGACUAAGGAAAAUCUGGUGAGAGCAAGGCUGCCACACUUCCACAUCCCGGCUGCCGUGGAGACCCUCACAACAGGCUCGUACAACCGACUGCCACUCACCAUUCGCCAGCGCAUCCUUCCACCAGAGCCUAUCACCUCAGUGGAGCGCAAGUCAACACUCACCAGACUAGAACAAAUCAUUCAGCAUCGUCUUGUCACCUCAGAGCUGCCACCCCAGAUGAGGACAUGCAGGAUAGAGAACGGGAGAGUACGCUUCACUGUGGAACAUGAGUUUGAAGUGAGCCUGACCUUGAUGGGGGAUGCUCCUGGAGAGCCAUGGAGGCUGCUAGAAAUAGAGAUCUUGGUCGAAGAUAAGGAGACGGGAGACGGAAAGCCACUUGUUCAUCAGAUGCAGAUUGCCUUCAUCCACCAGCUAAUCCAGUCACGUCUCCAGGACAACCCCAACCCUUUGCAGGAGACAUACAUGGUCCUUCACUCUUUUUGUCAGUCCCUGCAGCUGGAGGUCCUCUUUACCCAGACCCAGAAGCUGUUGGAAGACCGGCUUGACUCCCACAUCCGCAUUGAAGAGUACAUCCAGGGGCGCUCCCUCACACUCACCUACUGGCGUGAGCUGAGCCAACACGACCCUUCCUCCCAGUUGGGCUACAGGCUAACCGUACAGACAGAUCCAACUCAGCCCUCUAAACCCCUCACUGUCCUCCAUACACCAUGCCUGGGCUCUAAGGAGUCGGAAAUAGCAGAGCGUGCCAUCAGGAGUGACCAUUUGUCCAUUGAGCGUUUGCUGGUGCACACCAUCUACCUCAGGACCAAGGCACGGCUGUCUGAGCUGAAGCAGGAGCUGGACGCUAAGCUUGGGGCGGACGCUGAGAAGUGCCAGCUGAGUGGAUCUCCAGCAGUACUCCAUGUACCUAUACUGCAGCCCAACCUGCGGUCAGAGCAGCUGCUAGUAACAGUGGACACCCACACAGGUGUGCUCCUUCCCUCAGUCCCACAGUAUGACAACUGCCCCAUCAUCCCAGAGUUACAGGUGGCCCUCAACCAUGACCACUCAAAGCUGCAUGAACUCAUCUCAGAGCUCAGGUAUUGGUUGAUGGUACGACGGACUGAAAAGACUCUGCAGCAUCUUCCAGCUACAGCUCAUGAGCGACUGCCCCUCAUGUACUACACCUCCCACCCACUCAAUGCCCUCUCCAAGCAUAAAGUGUUCAUCACCUUCCACAAACAUCCAGGCUAUGUUGUGAUUGUUGAGUUUCAUGAGCGUGAGGGAAGCCCAUGUGAGGUGGAGCAGAGCCUGUACUUCAUGGUGGUGCGGCAGGCCAGUAUUGAGGACAACCCAGACGAUGACACAGUACAGACUGCCAUUCCUAAGAGUUACCUGAGAGCCUACCACCUGGUGAAGCUGGACUCCUUUGUGUGUACCCAUGGUCCCUCUACCAAAGUUGAUGUGGUGGAGCCAGGUGAGCGAGCACUGGGAGGCAAACGCAAAUUACUCCAGCGCGGUGAACCUGCCAGCAAACGGGUCAAGGUCCCAGCAUACUUCCUUCCUGAUGUUGCCCAGUGUGUGGCUAUGACUGAUGUGAAGCUGCCUCUGACACAUCUUUCCCUCAAGCUCCGAGAGCACGGGGUUUUCAACACUGGCGAACAGAUAGAGGAGGGUGGUAUGGGGGUGCUGCUGCGUCUCAUUGACCUACCCAGCACCGAGGGACUGUCCACCAGCACCAUCCUUGCCCUCCGCAAGCACCUUCUGUCUGCCUCCAUCCGCAUGCAGGUGGCAGUGGCCUGGCAAUUCACGGGCUCAAGGGUGUUUGGAAUGGAGUACCUCUUUACCAAUUGCCCGGUGGUGAGCCAGCACUCUAGGGAGCAGGGACCACGGCGGGCGUGCUACUUCACUUAUGACGUCACAGGUGCAGAGAAUGUCAACACUACUGUAGAGGCAAUUUUGGCUGACUGGACUUCCAUAGCCAGGCUCUACCAGCUUGUGCUACAGUUUGCUGCUCAGCUGAAGGCAUCCAGAGGUGUGUGGGGGAGCCUAGCUGGUGUGGAGUCAGCAGGCAGUAGCAGCAGCAGCAUCAGUAGUAAUGUGCCAAACCCAAAGACACUGAGUGAAAUGGUGAGGGUACGCUCAUUCAACUACAAGUCGAUCACACUCUCCUAUGGGCCAAGCUUUGAUGCUUACUGCGUCCUGCGCUUUGUGCCGGAAAAAAAAGCCUUUAUAGUUAGCUUUGGCAUGAGUGGUGAGGGAGUGUGGGCCACCAACCCCCACACACUGAUGCAGGAGCAACUGCAGGAAUUAGUCAACCAGAAUGGAGUGAUGGGACUAGUGGACUUGGCCACUACCCUGCACCACACCUACCAGCCUCUCCUUGCUAUCUCACAGCUUUCACCAACCCUUCACUUGGGAGUUAUUGAUAAGCAGAAGAAUAAUCCCGUCAAGAACUUCACAAUAAUGCCACAGUCGCCCACACGUGUCAACAUCAUAUACCGCAAUGUGUACUGCCUCAAUGUGGACCUGCUGCAGAACGGCCUCAUUGCAUUGCGGGACGGCGCCUACAGCAGCUUUGACACCUCCAAGCUGAUUGAGGAAUUCAUACAGAUACAAGGACUCAAGGCAUUCCUCAGUAAAUAUGUGGAUGAGUCAGCAAUCAACAUCCGGCGCUCCCAGUCUGAGGAGGAGAAUCCCCCAACACCCAUACCACUGGAUGACACCCUCUGGACCACACACAAGGCAGCCUCUCCUGCCCGCCAUGGCCCAAUGACACCCCCAAUCAGCUCCAACCCCCACACCCCUGCCAGCCCUCACCCUGGUGGCAUCACUCAGACUAGUGGCCAUGGAGGAGGAUUUGUUGCCAGCCCUGCACAGACUGGUUUCUCCUUAGCCUCCCCACCACCUCUACCAGGCAUGAAUCCAUCCCCUGCUAUGCUGCCCCAUCCUUCCCCCGGCUCUGGCUUUCUGGGCUCCAACUCUCCCUCCUCAGCAGCCCAACAUGGUGUAUCCUCUCCUGGGUUCCUAGUUCCCUCCCCUGCUGGCCCUCACUCAGUCCCCAUGCACUCCCCAGCUUCAGCCAUGAUGCAUGGUGGAGGAACUAGUGGACUAGGCAGUAGCUGUGGACCUAACCGAGUGCUGCCAAAUAAACCAUAUGCUGCAGCUGUCCCAACAACCCUCACCCAUGAUGCCUUCCACACCUUGUGUUCUCCCACCCCAAUGGAGGAAUCAGGUGGGGAGAACACCAUCCAAUGCUUGCUUGAGCAGUUCUUGGGGAUCACCUACAUAAAGCGACACUUCCAGCAGCUCUGUGAAGGCUGUGAGAUGAUGAAGGCAGUAAAUGGAGUGGAGGCAGGCAGCCUGCAGUUCAAGACAGAGACACUGGUGUGCCAGCUUCUGGUGCAGUCCAGCCCUGGUUACAGCCUCAUACUCAAGCUGCAGUCCCCAGCUGACCAAUCUGAACAUUGGACUCAGGAAGAGCUGCAGACCAUAGAGAAAUUUUUCCGUGCAAAGGUCCCAAUCCCACCAUACAGGCCGUAUGCUGUCCAAUCGUUUUAUAACAUCCUCAAGUUCUCUGCCCGGGUGCUCAGAGAUUGUAUCAAGCUAAUGCAACUUGAACUUAAUCCCAGCCCUCAACUUCAGCAGCAGAUGAAAUGGAAUAUCCAGUGGUGCCUCACCAAUCCUCCCAUUGGAUACCACAUAGCACCACCUGGUCUUCAGAUAGUGGUGGUGUCACGCAGUAAAAUCCUCCUCUUUUUCCAGCUGACCCGUGUGAACACCGGUGUUGGGGAGGAUGGUUCUGGCUGUGUGAUGCUGCCAGUGGUGUACGACUGUGUCACCAACAAGACUCAGAUGGCUGAGCAUCGACAACCAGGAGCAGCUCUCACACUCACCAACCAGGUCAUCAAUGACAUCAUGGCCCGUGCUCACUUACAAGCAGGGGAGCUUUGUUUGUAUCCCUAUAUCAGGGAGCUGGUUUGUGGUCUUGCACUUGGUCCAGAUGGAGCUGCCUUGGCUGUUGGCCCUCCACCACCAGCACCCCCUUCAUCAUCAUCCACUGUCACCCCUGCCUUAGGCUCUCCUCACCUGCCUUCUCCACAUGUAGCUUCUCCUCACACUCCAGGUUCCUCAGCUGCCUCAGUGCAGGUUUCUGCCCCGUCCCCAGCUAUGAUGUCCAGCAGUAAUACAGCAACUUCAGCCUCAGCACAUUACACCUGUCCUAAGCCAGUGUCCAGUGUGAGCCAUGUGCCUACAGGGAUGGGCACCAUGCCUGUCAUGACUGGCAACAUGAGUCAGGGUCAUAUGACUUCUAUUGGUGGUGGAAUCAUGCAGAGUGGCCCUCGCUCACUCCAGCAACCUGGUCAAAUGACCAUUGGCCCUGGAGGAAUGCAAGCACAUGCAAGCAUGCAAGCUGGACCAGGUAUGCAGAGCAGUCAUGGAAUGCAGACCAACAUGCAAGGAGGGCCUGGAGGAAUGCAGGCUGGUGGCAUGCAAGGACCAGGAGGUAUGCAGGCUGCCAUGCAAGCAGGUCAUAGCAUGCAAACAGGUCCUGGGGGUAUGCAGGGACCAGGUGGUUUGGGUGGGCCUGGAGGCAUGCAGCCAGGGAUGCAGACUGGACCUGGUGGUAUGCAAGGACCUGGAGCCAUGCAGGGUGGCCAUGGGAUGCAAGGAGGACCUGGAAGUAUGCAAGGUCCUGGGUCUAUGAGUGGGCCAGGAUCUAUGGGUGGACCUGGAUCAUUGGGAGGACCUGGAACAAUGGGAGGUCCUGGAACCAUGGGACCAGGAGGUCGGCAAGGAGGCUUUGCUGGCAAUAUGAUGAACCAGUUCAAUCGAUGAAUCUGCCUGAUGGCUUACAGCAGGUGCCUAUUUUCUUCCUUACAAAGGGACAACUGCCUGACAAGACAGUUGGUUUAGUAAUCAACUACUUUUGACACCUCUGCUAAGGGGGUUAGGGGAAAAAAACACGACAAAUUUUGUUAGUUAUCAAACCAUUAUACUGUACAGUAUUGAUUUAUGUUUUUUCUUUCUUAUUUGAGCCUCUUUCAGGUUAAUAUAUUAUGGAAAGUAUUCUUAAGACUAUAAAUAAAAAAAAGUUAUUUUUAUUCA